Spathaspora passalidarum NRRL Y-27907 is the source of this 477-nucleotide messenger RNA. RefSeq names its product TRAPP subunit (gene TRS20). The transcript has a single exon. The record is from RefSeq and is a predicted model, not a curated record. Gene Ontology annotation, cellular component: nucleus; TRAPP complex; cytoplasm. Lineage: Eukaryota; Fungi; Ascomycota; Pichiomycetes; Serinales; Debaryomycetaceae. Bases 1 to 477 code for a protein of 158 amino acids. Gene Ontology annotation, biological process: endoplasmic reticulum to Golgi vesicle-mediated transport.
AUGUCAUCAUAUUACUUGGCCAUAAUAGGCACACGAGAUAAUCCGAUCUAUGAACUAGAAUUUGCCUCGUUUAAAAACACAACCAUCCUUUCGUCACCAAGCACACCAAAUACACCACCACCAAUACCAGGCAAGGCCAGGUUUGCCCCAAACGUCAAGGAGUUGUUACCAUUCAUAGCCAACUCAUCCUUGGAUUUAAUAGAAGACGCCCAAUUCACAUCAAAUCAAUUGAAUUUGGGCAAGAUCGACACGUUCUAUGGCAUUUCCAUCAAUGCAUUCAUCACUCCCGGUAACAUCAAGUUUGUCCUUUGUUAUGACGGGAAUGUCAAGGAGGAAAAUUCCAUAAGGCUGUUCUUUAACGAGAUUAAUGAGCUAUAUGUCAAGACCUUGUUGAAUCCGUUCUAUGCCGUCAAUGAUGCCAUAAUAUCUCCCGAGUUUGACUUGAAAGUGAAGCAACUAGCACGGAAAUACUUGUAA